Messenger RNA from Nilaparvata lugens (brown planthopper), 642 nucleotides. RefSeq lists its product as uncharacterized. The record is from RefSeq and is a predicted model, not a curated record. The transcript is spliced from 3 exons. The coding region runs from base 201 to 605 and encodes 134 amino acids. NCBI's taxonomy places the organism in Eukaryota, Metazoa, Arthropoda, Insecta, Hemiptera, Delphacidae.
AGGGAGUGUCUAGAGAGGUGACCAACAACUGGAGUUUAGUUCCUCAGCAGAGAAGUUGCAGUCUAAAAGCACAACUCAGCCCAACUAGUCAGAAGAAGGUGCGCUUAAUCGAGAGUUAAGUUCUAAGUUCACCUCGAUCCAAGUUCUAAGUUCGGUUGCGGGCAUCGACUUACGAGAACUUACAUUCACACCGGUGCAGAAUGGUGUGUCGGGGGGUGUUGGCAGUUGUGAUGCUGUUGUGCGCAUGCGCAGUGCAUCACAGCAUCGCAGCUCCAGCUGCUGAGGUGGAGUUGAUCACUGAACCAAGGCCUGGCGAAGAGUAUGUCCUAGUGCAGGGUCACAAGGCUCAGCAGAAUACUGCCGCCGAAAAACCAGGUGACUUCUCGACAGCACACCAGAUUCCGUCGGUGCAGGAAAAACAGGCGCUGACUAGGGAGGCUGCUGAAAAGGGGCGCAGUUUUGCCACGUCGCACAAAGUCUCGCGUCCGGCUCAGGUCCCCAACAAAAACGAUGAGUCAGCUGAUCAGCAGCUGAGACGCGACACAAGGCAGACGUCGGUCGCGCCCACGCAACGUAAGUGGUUCGGAACACACCUACAACUCUAGUUUUUCCACCAUGCACAAGCCUAAAAUCCAAAUCAAA